AGAGCAGGCUGCUACGGCGCGGAACGGGGUAACACGUGUCCGGUCGUGCAACAGUGUGCAAAUCUGAUGAAAAUAUUUCGUGAGAAAAGUUCUUCACUUGGUCCGACAUCUUAGUCCUUGCGUGAUGUUCUGCAGAAGCAUUAGUUGGUUCAUCUGCAUUUUGGUGGCCGUAGUCAUAGCUGCAAAUUGCAGUGACUCAGAUUCUAUUACAGGACCCGAUCUGGAAGUCAAUGUUUUACGCUUAAGAUCUGGAAACCCAGGACAGUCCGCAGUGGAACCAGAAACGGAGGCUAAGGAGACCCCAACUGUGGGUCUGAGCGCCCUGCUGGACGCCGGGGAGGGCGCCGUGGUGACCCUGGUGGCCGGCGACACGCGUCUCGCAGCGCACAGGGCCGUCCUGGCUUCCAGGAGCCCCGUGUUCCAAGCCAUGUUCCGGCAGGACCCGCUGGAGGCCAGCAGCGGUCAGGUCGCAGUCCAGGACGUGGAGGGCCCGGUGCUGCGCCAGCUGCUGGCCUACCUGUAUACACUCCAGGCCCCCCGGCUGCCCGGCAUGUCUGCACAGCUGCUGGCAGCCGCUGAUAAGUACGGCGUGUCGGCCCUGAAGGCGGACUGCGAGCUGCAGCUGGCCGCACAGCUCUCCGUCGAGACAGCGGCGGCCACGGCUGCUCUCGCGGUCAGGCACUCCUCUGACAGCCUCAAGCAGGCGGCCAUUAAAUUCAUAAGGGCUCACUUGGUGCAGGUGAUUUUCACACCGGGCUGGGCUGAUGCAGUGCGCUCCCAGCCUCAAGACAUGGCUGAUGUGUAUCGCCUGCUCUUGGAGACGCCAAUGGAAACCAGAUAUGCUGACGCUCACCGAGAAGCCAACACUGGCACCCCACUGCAGACGCCAAGUAACACCACUGCACAACGUCAAAGACUGCCAGCAACUGCAGACGGCAGGACCACCCCCGCUACUGAGCUGCACAGCAACCGUGGCUGGACUUCGGUCACAGCUGCACCACCCACGACUCUGCACUCCACACUCUGGCCUGAUGGCAGCACCGCCUCUACUCUGCACACUCCAGCCUCUACAGAGAUCUCAGUCGCCCCCGCCACUCAGCUGCAGAGCAACAACGGCGACCACAGCCAGACUUCCGCCUCAGCUACCACGCCCACAGUUGCCAGCCCGACUCUCUCAACCGAUAGCACCGCCAUCACUCUGCUGAGCUCGCCAUCUACUGCAGUCAGCCGGACGACCCCCUCCACUCAGCCACUCAGUGACCACAGCUGGAGUCGCGACGCAGCUGCACUGACCACCAUGUCUACCCACGACACUCCCCUACCUGACAGCGUUGCCAUCGCUCUCCUGAGGACAUUAUCUGGAGAGGAGAAGGGCAGGAGGCUGAUCCAGGCAGCUAUUCUGGGCUCAAUGGAGGAGUUGCAGGCCCUGCUGGCGGCUGGAGUGAACUUGGGGGCGAGAGACAUGAAUGAGUGGACCCCCUUGCAUUGGGCAGCUGGCAGGGGAUACGAGGAGAUGGUGAGGCGUCUGCUGGCGGCAGGUGCGGACGUGGGGGCGAGGGACAAGUUCCAGCAGACGCCGCUGCACUUGGCUGCGUGGGCCGGCCGCCCGGCCGUCGUCAGGCUGCUGUCGGCGUCCUCCGCCGACCCCAACGCCAGGGAUGUGGACGGGUGGACGCCGUUGCACUCUGCAGCAUUCAAUGACGAGACGGAAGCAGCGACGGCGCUGCUGGAGGCAGGGGCCGACAAGGGGGCCAUAGACAACAAUGGGAGAACCCCGCUGGACAUCGCCAGACAGUACAACCAGCAGCAGGUGAUAGACGUGCUAUGAUCAACCUGUGGACUAAAAUAAAUAAACCUUUUUACAGUA
Schistocerca piceifrons (Central American locust) is the source of this 1867-nucleotide messenger RNA. RefSeq names its product ankyrin repeat, PH and SEC7 domain containing protein secG-like. Gene Ontology annotation, biological process: regulation of proteolysis; proteasome-mediated ubiquitin-dependent protein catabolic process. Bases 125 to 1828 code for a protein of 567 amino acids. The transcript has 9 exons. Lineage: Eukaryota; Metazoa; Arthropoda; Insecta; Orthoptera; Acrididae. Gene Ontology annotation, cellular component: cytoplasm; nucleus. The record is from RefSeq and is a predicted model, not a curated record. Gene Ontology annotation, molecular function: ubiquitin protein ligase binding.